Molecule: messenger RNA, 1550 nt
Organism: Gossypium raimondii (Peruvian cotton)
Lineage: Eukaryota; Viridiplantae; Streptophyta; Magnoliopsida; Malvales; Malvaceae
Product: ADP,ATP carrier protein 1, mitochondrial
Exons: 4
Coding region: 160-1296 (378 amino acids)
Biological process (GO): mitochondrial ADP transmembrane transport; mitochondrial ATP transmembrane transport
Cellular component (GO): mitochondrial inner membrane
Molecular function (GO): ATP:ADP antiporter activity
Source: RefSeq, a predicted model, not a curated record
UAAAAAGGGCACGAGGGUUCUUUUCAAAGCCGUGCUUCGUCUUUCCUCUCCUCUCCACAAAACAGUUGAAAAUAUCUCUCUCUUCACUUUCUUCUCUUUUCAACGCAGGGUGAAAGGCGGGGAGGCCGUAGACAAUCUCUCUUGCGCUCUUCUCGUAGAAUGGAUCAGAUUCAACAUCCAACUGUCAUGCAGAAGGUAGCUGGCCAGCUCCUUUCUUCUAGCAUUUCCCGAGAUUUUCAAGGGUAUGAUGGGUCUUUCAGGAGGCCUUCCCUAUACCAAGGACAUUUUGCAUAUGGGAAUUAUUCCAAUGCUGGAAUGCACUAUCCUAUUGUUCCAUCAACAGCUACCGCCAUUUGUGUUCAAGCCCCUGCAGAGAAAGGAUUUACCAGCUUUGCCAUUGAUUUCCUCAUGGGUGGAGUUUCUGCUGCUGUGUCAAAAACAGCUGCUGCUCCGAUUGAGCGUGUUAAGCUUUUGAUACAGAACCAGGAUGAAAUGAUCAAAACUGGUAGGCUCUCUGAGCCCUACAAGGGUAUCGCUGAUUGUUUCAAGCGAACAAUGAAAGAUGAAGGAGUGGUUUCUUUGUGGAGGGGAAACACUGCUAAUGUUAUUCGUUAUUUCCCCACUCAGGCCUUGAACUUUGCUUUCAAGGACUACUUUAAGAGGCUUUUCAACUUUAAGAAAGACAGGGAUGGUUACUGGAAAUGGUUUGCUGGAAACUUGGCAUCUGGAGGUGCAGCUGGUGCUUCUUCCCUUCUUUUUGUCUACUCCUUGGAUUAUGCUCGAACCCGUCUUGCCAAUGAUGCAAAGGCUGCAAAGAAAGGAGGAGAGAGGCAAUUCAAUGGCCUUGUUGAUGUCUACAGGAAGACCUUAAAAUCUGAUGGUAUUGCCGGUCUUUACCGUGGUUUCAAUAUUUCAUGUGUUGGAAUCAUUGUUUACCGUGGUCUAUACUUUGGAAUGUACGACUCCCUGAAGCCAGUGCUUCUCACUGGAGAUCUGCAGGAUAGUUUCUUUGCUAGCUUUGCUCUUGGUUGGCUCAUCACAAAUGGUGCUGGUCUUGCAUCGUACCCAAUUGACACUGUGCGUAGAAGAAUGAUGAUGACCUCUGGUGAAGCAGUGAAGUACAAGAGCUCACUCGAUGCAUUCUCUCAGAUCUUGAAAAAUGAGGGAGCCAAGUCUUUAUUCAAGGGUGCUGGAGCUAACAUCCUUCGUGCUAUUGCUGGUGCUGGUGUGCUUGCCGGAUAUGACAAGUUGCAGCUCAUUGUGUUCGGAAAGAAGUACGGAUCUGGUGGUGCUUAAUAUCUCUUUUUCAAUUUUUAUUUGUUUAUGUUUAGAUGGUGAUGAAAAGCUCGACUACCCAGAAAUUUAUUUCGGCCAAAAACUUCAAUAAAUAAUUCUAAUUUAGUGAGAGAGAUGAGAGAGGGGGUUUUAAACCCUAAACUAUUUAUAUUCUCAGAUGGAAAUUUUGAUUAAGAAAUACUGGUGGCUAAUGCCCCCAGCCCCUGUCGGAUUUUUAUUUGUUUUGAUAUUUGGAAGUUCUAGUUCUGUUUUAA